AUGAGCCGUACAGUGGCUUGUGGUGCUAUCCGAUCUAAUAGAGCACGGAUUAGGGAAAGUUCACACUCUGCUGAAGCCAUCAGACGUCGUCCUGCUGCCGCCACAACCACUUACACUCCCAUCACAACCACUUAUACUCCCACCACAUCUCCUUCUACUAUCACCACACUUUCUUCAACCACCGCACCACCUCCUUCUUCAACCACUACAUCUCUUCCUACUACCACCACUUCCACUACUACCACAACCACUUCCGCUAUCGUCACUUCCACUAGUGAGUUGACAUGA
Molecule: messenger RNA, 288 nt
Organism: Necator americanus (New World hookworm)
Lineage: Eukaryota; Metazoa; Nematoda; Chromadorea; Rhabditida; Ancylostomatidae
Exons: 2
Coding region: 1-288 (95 amino acids)
Source: RefSeq, a predicted model, not a curated record